Molecule: messenger RNA, 396 nt
Organism: Alternaria metachromatica
Lineage: Eukaryota; Fungi; Ascomycota; Dothideomycetes; Pleosporales; Pleosporaceae
Exons: 2
Coding region: 1-396 (131 amino acids)
Source: RefSeq, a predicted model, not a curated record
AUGCUGAGCCUGACUACGAGCCUGCGUAUUCUCGAGAGCACAGCCUCGAUCAGUCUGUACAAGAUGAAGGGUUCUAUCCACCUGCCCGCCGUCAUCCCCGCGGCUACGUCUCUGUGCAAGACCGUCUGCAUCCACAUGCACACGGGUACUCACCACCACGAUAUCGUUACGAUGAACCACGCGGUCCACAACCAGUUUAUGUUGACGAUCCAAUACGAGAGGCCUGCACCACAGAGAUACAAUAGUCGCCCUGACGACUAUAUGUACUACGAAGAAAGGGAGAGACCCUUGCCUAGACGAGCGGCGCCGGAGGCAGAGAGUGAUGUAUACGAGCCACCGCAACCAGAAAUCAAGGUGGAAAGCGUGCCUGUGCCCAUGCCGCCGGAGGCGUCUUGA